GGAACCACCCACUCCCACCGGCGAGCGAGCGAUCCCAAGAAGGCGAGUCGAGAUGCAGAUCUUCGUCAAGACGCUGACGGGGAAGACGAUCACGCUCGAGGUCGAGAGCAGCGACACCAUCGGCCACGUCAAGGCCAAGAUCCAGGACAAGGAAGGCGUCCCGCCGGACCAGCAGCGCCUCAUCUUCGCCGGAAAGCAGCUGGAGGAUGACCGCACCCUGGCCGACUACAACAUCCAGAAGGAGUCCACCGUUCACCUGGUGCUCCGCCUCCGCGGCGGUACCAAGAGCUUCAAAUUCAACAUCCCACCAAACCUCCUCGUGCUCGCGCGCAAGUACAAGGAGAACAAGCUGAUCUGCCGCAAGUGCUAUGCUCGCCUUCCCCUCAGGUCUACCAACUGUCGCAAGAAGAAGUGCGGUCAUAACAAUGAGUUGAGGGAAAAGCACAAGUUUGUCUCCAAGUAUGGUAUUGAUCGUGAAUAGAAAGCAACCAAAGCGACAAGUAUCAAGCUUCAUCCAAAGUGUCAUUAUCAGAAUCGUUGAAGUUGAAGUCUUGUCCUAGUUCAUGUUUUAUGCUGGAUGUUGAACCUUUAUGUCAUGUCUAAGUACUUCAUAUUGUCUUCUGGGUGUGAACCUUCAUAAUAGCUCUUUUGAGUACUCGGUGGUUUAUGCUUGGUAUGGCAAUGCUAGUGAAACCUCUUGGCACUGCUAUUAGCAGACUUUGCCCAAUGUUAAUGCCUAUUUCUGCUGUUUUCCGAGGCAUUUGGA
Sorghum bicolor (sorghum) is the source of this 766-nucleotide messenger RNA. RefSeq names its product ubiquitin-like. Lineage: Eukaryota; Viridiplantae; Streptophyta; Magnoliopsida; Poales; Poaceae. The coding region runs from base 53 to 481 and encodes 142 amino acids. The transcript has 4 exons. The record is from RefSeq and is a predicted model, not a curated record. Gene Ontology annotation, biological process: modification-dependent protein catabolic process; translation; protein ubiquitination. Gene Ontology annotation, molecular function: protein tag activity; structural constituent of ribosome; ubiquitin protein ligase binding. Gene Ontology annotation, cellular component: ribosome; cytoplasm; nucleus.